AUGGCCACUGAGGUCAAUCAAAACUUUUUUGCAUGGUCACAGGAGGAAACUUCUGUGCAAGAUCUUUCACAGGGAACAUCACAAAUGUUUGGUCAUGGUUCCAUAUCUUUUGGAAGAUUUGACUUGGAAUCAUUAGAAUGGGAGAAGUGGUCUGUAUUUACCAAUGACAGGCGUCAUGAAGAGUUUGGAAAGUUCAAUGGAUUAGUUGCGAAGAAGAAGGCAUACUUUGAAGAAUACUUUAAGAGGAUUAGGGAGCUCAAGGCUUUACAGCAACAGAACCAGCAAACUGAACUUCAUCUGGAGUACAAUGGUGAUGGCAGCGAUUCUAGUCAAACAGGAGAAUAUGAAGCAGCCACAGCCCAUAGAGCUCCUACUGAAUCUGAAACACUCGUUGAUGAUUCCACAAAGCAGACAACAGCUGCAAUCACAAUUGAGCAUGGAAUGGAAUGCUACGGUUAUCAUGAGAAUGGUAGUUUAGUGAAUGAAAUUUCUGCAUCAACCCAUUCUUCACCAGUUGGUGAUUUGCAGCAAAUUGGCAAACAAAUGAGAGGAAGCGUUAGUGGCAAAACAGAUAUAUUGGUGCAAGAUGCUAAUUCCAGCCAAGAUGAUCCUAUGGUCCAUGAGACUAUGAUCACUCCUAAUAAGAGAACAAUUGAGAAAGACUCUCGGGUUGGUCAGGCGUCAAAAAUAAUUCCGAAGACUGUCAAGAUGAUUUCUAGUAAUGUUUCUGAUCACACAAAUGUUUCCAAGGGACCCUGUUCAGGCGAGCCCAGUGUGAUAAACCAGAUGGCAAAACCGGAAAAUAUCCUGUCAUUGCGAAGGCCAAGAGAAGCAACCAGCGAUUUAGUUGGCACCGCUGCAAGAAGUGGUAUUACAGGGUUAAGAAGACCUUCCUCAGCAGCAUUACAACGGCCCUCUACCAGAGAACGGCGACCUGUCACAAAAGAUGCUUCAAGGAAGCAUGCUGAAGUUACCACUCCAUGCCGUCCAUCAACUUCUGAAAGACGCACGGCCAUCAGAGAUUCGGCGCUAAAGCAUGGCAACAAUGCUAUCCCAUGUCGACCUUCUACCGCUCACAGGCGCCCUAUCGCCAAAGAAUCAGCAACAAAGCAAUGCAAUAUUGCUACUCCACGCCGGCCUUCUACUGCCGACAGGCGCCCUGUCACCCAAGAUUCAACACCAAAGCUAUCCAACAUUCCCACAUCGACCUUCUACUGCUCACAGGCGCCCUAUAUCCAAAGAUGCCCUAUCACUGGAGAGGGUGCACAUAAGCAUGCUGAUGUUGUCACCCUAAGCCAUUCUUCUACUGCUGAUAGGCGCCCCAUUGUUAGAGAUGUUGCACCAAAGCAUGCCACUUUAGCUCUGCCAAGGAGGCCAUCUACUGCCGAGAGGCGCCCCAUUGCUAGAGAUGUUGCACCAAAGAAUGGUCUGCCACACAGACCUUGUACUGCAGAGAGGCGCCCCAUUGCUAGAAAUGUUGAACUGAAGCAUGCACCAGCACAGAGGCCUUCUACCGCUGAGAGACGUCCUGUUACCAGAGAGACUGUACUGAAGCAAACUAAUGUUGCCAACUCACGUUUGCCUUUGACGCCAGAUAGAUGCCUCACCAAAAAAAGUGUCAUUUCCACCCCAGAGCGCCCUUCUACAGGAGGAAGGUGCCCUGUCACCAAUGGCACUACAGUCUGGUCAGGAGCAAUGCUGAACUAUUCGAAGGGUGCUAUGGUCACAGAAGUACGUCGCAACCCAUUCUCUUAA
Miscanthus lutarioriparius is the source of this 1755-nucleotide messenger RNA. The record is from the annotation of a GenBank genome assembly. Lineage: Eukaryota; Viridiplantae; Streptophyta; Magnoliopsida; Poales; Poaceae.